Messenger RNA from Aspergillus affinis, 870 nucleotides. RefSeq names its product transposase. The coding region runs from base 1 to 870 and encodes 289 amino acids. The transcript is spliced from 2 exons. NCBI's taxonomy places the organism in Eukaryota, Fungi, Ascomycota, Eurotiomycetes, Eurotiales, Aspergillaceae. The record is from RefSeq and is a predicted model, not a curated record.
AUGGAUGGCAACAGAUAUCUCUUUGAUGCGCUCGUUAACUUUGACUACGAGUAUGAAGUGCUGCUUCCUAACGGUAAUAACGUUGAUAUCCUGGAAGAACGUAUAACGCCUCUAGAGAAUGCCCUCGCACCUGAAAUCGCGUUCAAUCUCUCUAGCGAAUCGCCUAGGGAAUUACUAGAGGAUCCUAUUGAGCAAUUACCUACUAAUACUGACCAAGAUACUUUCGAAGAUACUUUUGUUAGCCCUCUUCCUCCGCCUACUGAUCGUUCAUUUGAAUCCGACGCCGCAGCUCGAGAGUUCCUUGAUAAUUUUACUAAGCAGUACGGCUACGCGCUUACAACCAAGAUAUUAAAACGAGAUCCCAAAGAUAAUGAGAUAUUAGUUCAGUAUUUGCACUGUGACCGCAGCGGCACCUACAAAGAUCGAGUUAGGGAAGAGAAUCGGCGCAAUCCAUACAUCCUUAUUAUGGAUUAUACUUACAAGACGAACAAGUACAAGAUGCCACUUCUAGAUAUUACUGGAGUUACGUUUACAGGCUAUACUUUCUACGCGGGAUCCGCCUUUGUGCACAAUGAGAAGCAGCCAUCAUAUGACUUCGCUAUUCGGAACUUAGCCAAGAUAUAUACCUAUCUUGCAGCCCGGCCACCACUGACGAUUCUUACGGAUAAAGAGCAGGCACUUAUUAAUGCAUGUAAAGAGGUCUUUCCUACAACUGAUAUUCUUAUAUGCCUUUCGCAUGUGAACCAGAACAUCCUUUCUAAAGCUCGUAUAUGUUUCCGCAAAGAUCUUCGAGAUAGUAUGGAUACUGCACCAGAUCCGAAGGAUAAGGAUGCUAUAAAAGCAUUUCAUGCAGAGGUCCACGCACGCUAG